Gilbertella persicaria is the source of this 1628-nucleotide messenger RNA. RefSeq lists its product as uncharacterized. The record is from RefSeq and is a predicted model, not a curated record. NCBI's taxonomy places the organism in Eukaryota, Fungi, Mucoromycota, Mucoromycetes, Mucorales, Choanephoraceae. The coding region runs from base 79 to 1542 and encodes 487 amino acids. The transcript is spliced from 3 exons.
UUUCACUACUGCUUUUUUUUUAUUAAAAAAAAGUUAUAAAAUCUUUCUUCCCCUCCCCCCUCUCUCGUAUCAUUUGAAAUGUCAACAUUAAUAGAAACUGAAUCUACUUUACUCAAGUCACCUUCAGUACCUUGUCUCUUACAAGACACUUUAACUUUUAACAGUAACUCAUCUCAACGUCAGUCAACAGAUUCCGAGAGUAUCAAGACGACAAAUGCCUCUUUUAUUGAACAAACUCCGCCAACAUUGGAAGAACAGCAUAUGGUCUUGAACCAUGUCAUUGAGAUAGUCAACCUGGAAGAUCAAACAAUAAACAUCCUUCCAGAAAAAAAGAACCUGAUAAAGAAACUACAAAAAAAGCCUUCUGUACUUUCAAACAAAUCAGCACGUGCAGCAAGCAUCAUCAAACAGAAAUUUACACAGCCAGUAGCAGAAUUGAUUGUACCACAAGCCUCUAAAUCGACUUCCUCGACGCAUUCUUCUGCUAGUAGUGUCAACAGACUCUCCAAUCAACAUGUAGAUACCUUUGUUACUUUCUUACGCACAUCAGCCACCACUACCUAUAAAAAAAUGACUAUAUCAAGCACAGAUUUGGUUCGAUCCAGAAGUAAAAGAGCUUGGACUACCCCAGUCAAUAGUCAUAGCGACAGUACACUGAAAAAGUCACCAUCUUUCUAUCAACUCGAUCCAACUAGCUUGCUAUCCAAUCCCACUAAACCAAAGAGACACACCAAGACGACAGAAACAUGUCCUACUCAAACAGAUUUAUCGUUUGUCAAUGUGUUGUAUGAAACUAUGGUCAAUGGUGGUUAUUUAACACCUACUUUAUAUGUGCCUAUGAACUUGUGGUAUCAGCCCAAUGUUCGCAUUCCAGCCAUGGAUGCAAAAAUUGCAGCGUGUGAAUCUCUCUUGAAUGUAUUAGAACAAAUGGAGAAAAUAGACAAUUUUGAUGACAAAGAGGCUAUUGAACAUAACUUGGCUUUACUUGAAAAAACACUUCUAGUCACAAGCAAAACGAUGAAACGAAAGCUAGGUGGUCUGAGUCAAGGUGCAAGCAGUAAGAUCAACCGUGCUAGUUCUGUCAAAGCACCUCCCUCCAUCAAGAAAGUAACAAAAUUAUAUAACUUUGACGAUAAUCAUACCAUGAGCGAUCUACUCAGUACAUCACCACCACCGGCUAAAUCUUUAGAAUCGAUUAUGGAAGGCGCUGCUGCUAGUCUCAAGAAUUCACCACAAGCCAUCACAGCCUGGAGUUCGAAAUUAACCAAAUCAGUAGAGAAAAUUAAUCAGCGCAAUCAAAAUAACAAUGAAGCCUAUAUCAAGUCGCUUAUUCAGUUAUUUUCUAUGGCCAAUAUCUUGGAGACAUGGCGACAAAAACUAGAAGCCAAUGAUACAUCAGACGAAUGUUAUCAGUCCAUGUGUAUACACAUCAACAAAUGCAUUGAACUACUUGUAACUACCAUAUGUAGUUUUGUAUUAAAAGACUAUGAGCUCUUGCUUGAUAAAUGGCUUCAUCAAAGCACAGAAUGGCUAUCAGCAUAAUAAAUUUAUUCAUUUAUCCAUAGUUGACACCAGUACAUCUCAUAGAGUGAUCUACUUGGACAUUUAAACGAUCAGGUCUGAAAUCC